This is a messenger RNA of Crotalus tigris (Tiger rattlesnake), 1993 nucleotides long. RefSeq names its product atonal bHLH transcription factor 8 (gene ATOH8). The transcript has 3 exons. Bases 144 to 863 code for a protein of 239 amino acids. Gene Ontology annotation, molecular function: protein dimerization activity; DNA-binding transcription factor activity. The record is from RefSeq and is a predicted model, not a curated record. Lineage: Eukaryota; Metazoa; Chordata; Lepidosauria; Squamata; Viperidae.
GCCGCCGCCGCCGGGGGGUGGGAGGCGCCGCGUCCGGGUGUGCGUGCGUGUGUGUGUGUGUGUGUGUUUGUGUGUCUGUGUGUGUGAGCGGGGGAAAGCUCGCCAGCCCGGCCCAGCCCAGCCCAGCCAGCCCAGCGCCCGGCAUGAAGAACUUGCAGCUGAUGGAGGCGGAGGCGCGCUGGAAGCGCUUCUGCCUGAAGGAGCUGCGCGGCAUCCAGAAGCUCAAGCGCAGGAGCCGGCCGGGGCUGCGCGGCGGAGGACAACCGGGGGUCUCGGAGCACGUGCGCCCGGCCGGGGCUGCGCGCCCCCCGGGCUUCGGCGAGGCGCGGGCUCUGCCCGGGGGCGAGGGAGCCUUCCCGGCGCUGCGCUGCCCAGGGCCCCCCUUCCCGGAGGAGGAGGAGGAGGCGCCGUCCGGGGGGCCCCCCGAGAGCAUCUUGCCGCCCCUGCCUUGCCGGGUGCUGUACGGCGGGCCCGACGGCCACCCCGGGGGCUCCGCUUCGCCUCGCAGGCGGCCGAGCGACCCGGCAGGCGGCGGUGGCGGUGGAGGCUCCGGCGCCGGGACGGAGAUGAAAGCGCUGCAGCAGACCCGGCGCCUGCUGGCCAACGCCCGCGAGCGGACCCGGGUGCACACCAUCAGCGCCGCCUUCGAGGCGCUCCGCAAGCAGGUUCCCUGUUAUUCCUACGGACAGAAGCUCUCCAAGCUGGCCAUCCUGAGGAUAGCCUGUAACUAUAUCCUCUCCUUGGCCAGACUGGCAGACCUGGAUUACAGCGCGGACCACAGCAACCUGAGCUUCUCCGAGUGUGUGGAGCAGUGCACCAGGACCCUGCAGGCCGAAGGCCGGUCUAAAAAAAGGAAGGAAUGAUGACCGAAGGGUGGAUUGAGCAGAAGAACCGAGCAGUUAUUUCUCCUAUCUUCUCAAAAGUAGCCAAGUUCCCGUGGGAGAAAGCAGAAAGCAUCUGUCAUUUGAAGAACGGCUAUGGAAACACUCUGGGUGUGACAUCCUUUUGGAGAAGAUCGAGGCCUUUUCUUUUGUCAUGUCUUCUUCGGCCAAUCUUGUGUUAGUAUCUCCCGCUGCUCCUUUAGGAAAGACCAUCCGCUUUGUAAUGACAUUGCUAGUGCCAAAGAACUGGUUGUGUUUCUGUAUAAUCUCAAACCCAGAGAUUACAAUCUGUACGUUCUGUAAAUUGCAAUAGCCAGCAGUAUAAAUCAGGGGUCUGCUGAGAGGUGGAAGAAGUCGUGGUUGCUUUCGGUGGGCUACACAUUCAAAAUGGGCAAGUGUGCGUAGAGGAAAGGGUUGGCAAAGCCUGAUUAAAGUGGUGGCUACGGAGCUGGCCAAGCUUCCUGUAAAUAAAACGGCAAAGUUUUCUGUAAAUAAGUAACAGUCCUACCUAUUUGAAAACUGGAGCCCUAAAAUCAUCAAGGAGCAAUCUGCAUGUCGGGUGGGAAAGACCAGAUCCACAUGGGAAAGUCCAAUCAAAUUGAUUUAUCGCUAAAAAAAGUCAACGCACAAGAAUGUUUUUAACCUGCUUGGAGUUAGAUCAGGAUCAGUGGAAUUCAAGGGAGAUUGGAUUAAGUCCAUCUGUGGCGACGUAGAGAUUCUAGACUGAUUGCUUUUUUGACUCCCCCCCCCUCAAGUUCUGCCGCUCCUUUUCCUACACGGCGCUAUUGUUCCACACAUUUCUUUUCCCGCUUCACCUUUACCAAAUUUGGCUUAUUUAAAAGAGCCAGAUUUUUACAAAGGAUGAUUUCUUUCUAUUUUUUUUCUUAAAAAACAAAAAACACCAUUUAACCUGAUCGAUUACAAUGUAUAUUAUCAAAGAAAAGGAAGCUUAAAUUGCCAGUGUCAAUUAGCAGAAUAUUCCAGAAAGCUUUAUAAUGUCAACGUUUUGAAUUUCGGAAAUGCUCGCGCCUGCGUCAUGCAAAGGCAUUUGAAUACUCUGCUGUAUAUUUCACUUCAAAUUGAAGUAAAAACGAAAAAAAUGUAUACAGAAA